UUUUUUGUUUUGAAUUUAUAAAUAUAAAAAUACAUUUUUUAAUAAGGUUCGUGCACGUCUUAUUCGACGAGAACAUCGAAUUAAUAAAUGGAAUAUACUUGAAACACGUUUUGGUGCAACAGUAACAACAUUACAACAAGAAAUACCAUCGAUUCAAUCAAUGAGACGUAUUCGUUUACUGAAAAUUAUGGAACGUUUUAAUGGUGAUGUUGAACAAGUUCGAAAAUUUCUACAAGCUUUUGAAGAACGACAUCAUGAACAUGAUGAAAAUUCAAAUGCGUCUCGACAUGAAAAACGAGAAGAAUUAAAAGCAAAAUAUGCUACUCAAUUAGCUGAAUUGAGUACAAAUGGUAUUAAUAUUAAUUGUCCAUGUGUACUUCGACAAUUGGAGAAAAAUCAAGGCGAUGUUACUAAGGUUAUGGAACAAAUGUCACGCCGUAAAGCAAAAAAAGAAAAAUUCGAAGAACUUAAUGUAAAAUAUGCAAAUCAAAUUACACAACUUGAAACUGACGGUAUAAUAAUUAAAAAUAAAAAGUUUCUAUUACGUUUAUUAGAAAAAACUGAUGGACAAGUUGAUGUUGUUAAACAACUUUUUAAUGAAAGAAAAGGAUACCGAGGUAAACAUCGAAAUGAAACACAAGAUACAGUAAUACAAGAAACUGAUGAAACAGGAUCAACAUUAAGAAAACGAUGUAAAUUCAGUGAUGAUGAUAUUAAUAAUCUUAAACAACUUCGUUUAGCUGGUAUACAUGGAAAUCCAAUGAGAAUAUUAUCAAUCUUUCAUGAAUGUAAUGAAUCAAUUGAAAUGACAGUUGCUCGAAUUCAAGAAGAACGAAAACAACAUCAUCAAUUUCGAGAUGAUGAACAAAAAUUUGAAAAUGCUUAUAUAACAAUAAAUAAUCGUGAUGAUUGGCCACAUGAUAUCGAACAAGUUUAUUUAGAUGGAAAUAAUAUGAUGUUUGUUGUUGAUUCUCUUCGUCGUUUAUGUUUAAAUCGUGCUGGUAAAAAAACAGAACGUGCUUUAGGAGAACUAGUUUCUGCAUGGAAUGAACAAAUGCAUAUACCAUAUGUUGAACUUAUUUUUGAUUCAACACAUCAAUUAGAUCAAAUUGGUACAAUUAAAAUUUCAAGUGCUCAACCAAAAUAUCGAACAACUGAUGAUAUGUUAGUUGAAAUAGCACGACAACCUGAAAAUCAUGAAAAAAAUAAACGUACAAUUAUUGUAACAUCUGAUCGAGGUUUAGCUGCACUUUUACAACGUGAAGGAUGUUUAAUUGUCAAGUCAUAUAGUUGGUUUGCACAUUGUGUUAUGACUUUGACACCAGAUUUAAUUAAUAAUGAAGGAUUAACUGACAUGAUGACAACAACAUCAACAACAAUGAAAACUCGUUAUAAUCUUGAUGAACUUGUUCGUCGUAUUGUUAAUAUUGACAUAUAA
Rotaria sordida is the source of this 1438-nucleotide messenger RNA. Lineage: Eukaryota; Metazoa; Rotifera; Eurotatoria; Philodinida; Philodinidae. The record is from the annotation of a GenBank genome assembly.